Messenger RNA from Parasteatoda tepidariorum (common house spider), 692 nucleotides. NCBI's taxonomy places the organism in Eukaryota, Metazoa, Arthropoda, Arachnida, Araneae, Theridiidae. The record is from RefSeq and is a predicted model, not a curated record.
GCAGCUGGAAGUGUAAAUUGAAUAAAUGAAUAUAGUAAAUGGUGAUCUGCACAAGUUUUAGCUUUGCGUACAUUUAUAAUUAUUCCUCUUUUAUAGCAUUGAUUAAAUAUGCGCUUAACCUCGCUUAUCUGUGGAAAGUACAAGUUCGUAAAAGGUAUCCCUGGAAACAUUUGGAUUGGUAAACAUCGCUUCGUACCUCCUGUGACUGCUAAAGUUCGUCUUGAUAUGUGGAAAAAAUUGAUGUACGAAGAAGAAGUAAUGAUGUAUUUAAAAAAUCCUUAUGUCACUGAAGAGGAAGAGAAACUUUAUUUGGAGAAACAUCCAGAACCUAUUGAAAAGGCUUUUCCUGACAAAGUAGUGUCUUUGAAACCUCUUAAAGAAAGGACCGUUGCAUAUCAUUUAAAAAAUAAUUUAGACCAUGGUCGCAACUGGGGUAAACAUGAAUAUGAAAGUUAAAUUCUGAUACUCUACCUUGUAAAUCAAAGCAAUCGUUCUCUAAAGACUCAAGCAUUAACUGCAAAUAAGAAAAUUCAUUUAUUAGCAUAUUUAUUUUGUUUCAUUGACUAUUGUUUUCGUUAUAAUACUGAAAAGUGCUCAAUAAAUACACUAAAUCUUUAAUUAGAAUGGAUAGAAGUACUUGCAAAAUUAAAAAUUGUUAUGUUUAGAUUUUCAAUAAAAUAGAAAAAAAUGUA